Molecule: messenger RNA, 3573 nt
Organism: Centrocercus urophasianus (Greater sage-grouse)
Lineage: Eukaryota; Metazoa; Chordata; Aves; Galliformes; Phasianidae
Gene: MYT1L
Product: myelin transcription factor 1 like
Biological process (GO): regulation of transcription by RNA polymerase II
Cellular component (GO): nucleus
Molecular function (GO): DNA-binding transcription factor activity, RNA polymerase II-specific; zinc ion binding; RNA polymerase II cis-regulatory region sequence-specific DNA binding
Source: RefSeq, a predicted model, not a curated record
AUGGAGGUGGAUGCAGACGAGAAGCGCCAUCGCACACGCUCCAAAGGUGUUCGAGUUCCCGUGGAACCAGCCAUACAAGAGCUGUUCAGCUGUCCCACGCCUGGCUGUGAUGGCAGUGGUCAUGUUAGUGGCAAAUAUGCAAGGCACAGAAGUGUUUAUGGCUGUCCUUUGGCAAAAAAACGAAAAACGCAAGAUAAACAACCUCAAGAACCUGCUCCCAAAAGAAAACCUUUUGUGGUUAAAGCAGACAACUCUUCUGUAGAUGAGUGUUAUGAAACUGAUGGAACAGAGGAGAUGGAUGAAAAGGAAGAAGAAGAGGAAGAGGAGGACGAAGAAGAGGAGGAAUAUUCUGAUGACAAUGAUGAUCAAGGUGAUGAGGAGGAGGAUGAUGAGGAGAUAGAUCGAGAAGAAGAAGAGGAGAUUGAAGAGGAAGAAGAGGAGGAUGAAGAGGAAGGUGAAGAUGUGGAGGAUGAAGAGGAGGAGGAAGAAGAGGAGGAGGAGGAAGAGGAGGAGGAGGAAGAACAAGACCAUCAAAUGAAUUGUCACAAUACUCGAAUAAUGCAAGACACAGAAAAAGACGAUAACAAUAAUGAUGAGUAUGAUAAUUACGAUGAACUGGUGGCCAAGUCAUUGUUAAAUCUUGGCAAAAUUGCUGAGGAUGCAGCAUACAGAGCCAGGACAGAAUCAGAAAUGAACAGCAAUACAUCUAAUAGUCUGGAAGAUGAUAGUGACAAAAAUGAAAAUAUUGGUCGGAAAAGCGAGCUGAGUUUAGACUUAGACAGUGAUGUUGUUAGGGAAACAGUGGACUCCCUUAAAUUACUAGCACAAGGACACGGUGUAGUGCUAUCAGAAAACAUUAAUGAUAGAAAUUAUGCAGACAAUACUUCACAGCAAGAUAAUAGGAAUAUGAACUUUGUAAUGUUAGGGAAGCCUGUGAACAAUGGACUUACGGAAAAAAUGGUGGAGGAGAGUGAUGAAGAGGUGUGUCUCAGCAGUUUGGAGUGCUUAAGGAACCAGUGUUUUGAUCUGGCUAGGAAACUCAGUGAGACAAACCCACAGGAAAGAAAUCAACAGCAAAACAUGAACACUCGUCAGCAUGUCAGGCAAGAAGAUGACUUCCAAGGAAGAACACCAGACCGGAAUUACUCUGAUAUGAUGAACCUAAUGAGGCUUGAAGAACAGUUGAGCCCCAGAUCUAGGACUUUUUCUAGCUGUGCAAAGGAGGAUGGUUGUCACGAAAGAGAUGAUGAUACCACCUCUGUUACUUCAGAUAGGUCUGAAGAAGUGUUUGAUAUGACAAAAGGUAACUUAACCCUGCUUGAGAAAGCAAUUGCUUUGGAAACUGAGAGAGCAAAAGCCAUGAGAGAAAAAAUGGCAGUGGAAGCUGGAAGGAGGGAUAAUAUGAGAUCAUUUGAGGAACAAUCUCCAAGACAACUUUCUGGGGAUGACAGGAAGCCUAAACCCAGUGACGGCCAUGUCAAAAAGCCAUAUUAUGGUAAAGAUCCCUCAAGAACAGAAAAGAAAGAGAGCAAAUGUCCUACCCCUGGGUGUGAUGGAACUGGCCAUGUAACGGGGCUUUACCCCCAUCACCGCAGUUUGUCAGGAUGCCCACACAAAGAUAGGGUCCCUCCAGAAAUUCUUGCCAUGCAUGAAAAUGUUCUUAAGUGUCCUACACCAGGCUGCACAGGCCGGGGCCACGUAAAUAGCAACAGGAAUUCCCACCGAAGCCUCUCUGGAUGUCCUAUUGCUGCAGCAGAGAAACUGGCUAAAGCUCAAGAGAAGCAUCAGAACUGUGAUGUGUCAAAAUCAAACCAGGCAUCAGAUCGGGUUUUAAGGCCCAUGUGCUUUGUUAAGCAAUUGGAGAUCCCUCAGUAUGGCUACAGAAACAAUGUCCCCACCACCACACCCCGCUCCAACUUGGCCAAGGAACUAGAGAAAUACUCUAAGACUACGUUUGAAUAUAACAGUUAUGACAACCAUGCCUAUGGCAAGAGAGCCAUAGCUCCCAAGGUGCAAUCCAGGGAUAUAUCCCCCAAAGGAUAUGAUGCUAAACGUUACUGUAAGAAUUCAAGUCCAACCAGCAGCACAACAAGCAGUUAUGCCCCUAGCAGCAGCAGCAAUAUGAGUUGUGGUGGAGGCAGCAGUGCCAGCAGCACCUGCAGCAAGAGCAGCUUUGACUACACUCAUGACAUGGAGGCAGCACACAUGGCUGCUACUGCAAUUCUGAAUCUCUCCACCCGCUGCAGGGAGAUGCCUCAGAACCUCUCCACUAAGCCUCAGGAUCUCUGUGCAAGGAAUCCUGAUAUGGAAGUCGAUGAAAAUGGGACCUUAGACCUGAGUAUGAACAAGCAGAGGCAGCGAGAUGGUUGCUGUACCAUUUUGACACCACUGGAGCCAAUGUCACCGCAACGACAAGCUGUGAUGAACAACCGCUGUUAUCAACUGAAUGAGGGUGAUUGCUGGGACUUACCAGUGGACUACACAAAAAUGAAGCCCAGUAGGAUAGAUGAAGAUGAUUCCAAAGAGAUUAAUCCAGAAGAUUUGGAUCCUUUCCAAGAGGCACUCGAAGAAAGAAGGUAUCCUGGUGAAGUUACAAUCCCAAGUCCUAAACCCAAAUACCCUCAAUGCAAAGAGAGCAAAAAGGAUUUAAUAACUUUGUCUGGAUGUCCCUUGGCUGACAAAAGCAUUCGAAGUAUGCUGGCCACAAGCUCACAAGAACUCAAGUGUCCAACUCCUGGGUGUGAUGGUUCCGGACAUAUUACUGGAAAUUAUGCUUCACAUCGAAGUCUUUCAGGCUGUCCAAGAGCAAAGAAGAGUGGGAUCAGGAUAGCACAAAGCAAGGAAGACAAAGAAGACCAAGAGCCAAUUAGAUGUCCAGUUCCUGGUUGUGAUGGUCAGGGUCAUAUAACUGGAAAAUAUGCAUCCCAUCGCAGUGCAUCAGGGUGUCCUCUAGCUGCCAAAAGGCAAAAGGAUGGAUACCUAAAUGGCUCACAGUUCUCAUGGAAGUCAGUGAAGACGGAAGGAAUGUCAUGUCCAACCCCAGGAUGUGAUGGCUCAGGACACGUCAGUGGUAGUUUUCUUACUCAUCGUAGUUUAUCAGGAUGUCCCAGAGCUACUUCAGCAAUGAAGAAAGCAAAGCUGUCUGGAGAACAAAUGCUAACAAUAAAGCAGCGGGCCAGUAAUGGUAUAGAAAAUGAUGAAGAAAUUAAACAGUUAGAUGAAGAAAUCAAAGAACUAAAUGAAUCCAACUCCCAGAUGGAAGCUGACAUGAUUAAACUCAGAACUCAGAUUACCACAAUGGAGAGCAACCUGAAGACGAUAGAAGAGGAGAACAAAGUAAUUGAACAGCAAAAUGAGUCUCUUCUUCAUGAAUUGGCCAAUUUAAGCCAGUCUUUAAUUCAUAGUCUAGCUAAUAUCCAGCUGCCACAUAUGGAACCAAUCAAUGAACAAAAUUUUGAUGCUUACGUGACCACUUUGACGGACAUGUAUACAAAUCAAGAUCGUUAUCAGAGUCCAGAAAAUAAAGCCCUACUGGAAAAUAUAAAGCAGGCUGUGAGAGGAAUUCAGGUCUGA